AGCUCGGACUCUCUGUUGGAUAAACUGAAGCAUAUGCAGUCAUUCUUUGGUCUGGAACCAAAUGGAGAGCUGAAUGUAGAGACAUUUAAAUUGAUGAAGCAGCCUAGGUGUGGGGUCCCUGAUGUGGCAGGAUACCAGUUCUUCCCCCAGAAAAAUAGAUGGCAGGUGUCAAACUUAACAUUCAGAGUCGUGAACUAUACUCUAGAUCUGGGCUGGGAAGAAGUGGAUGAAGCCAUCCAGAAAGCGCUCCAGUUAUGGAACGAUGUCAUUCCUCUUCAUUUCACCAAAAUCUCCAAUGGCACAGCUGACAUUAUGCUCUCGUUUGUGACCAAAGAACAUGGAGACUUCUUUCCUUUUGAUGGGCCUUUGGGUAAUCUGGCUCAUGCUUUUCCUCCUGGUGAUGAUAUUGGAGGAGAUAUCCACUUUGAUGAUGAUGAAACCUGGACCAACGAUUUCAGAGCCUUUAAUUUAUAUGCAGUUGCAGCCCAUGAGUUUGGCCAUGCUUUGGGACUAGAGCACUCCACUAACCCUGAAGCUCUGAUGUACCCCCUUUACACCUUCCGUGAUUUGAAAGACAUCGCUCUUUCUGAAGAUGAUGUGGAAGGCAUCCAAGCACUUUACGGUCCUGAAAAUAGAACGGUCAUUGCUGAGGCUCCAGAGAGGUGUGAUCCAAACUUCUCAGCAGAUGCUGUGGCAGAAUUACAUGGUGAAAAAAUCAUAUUCAAGGACAGAUUUGUGUGGCAUCAGAAUUCUCAACAGGAUGGGAAUGACUGGGUCUACAUCCAUUCCCUUUGGCCAAAACUUCGGAACCGAGUGGAUGCUGCUUAUGGCCUCCCAGAGAAGGACCUUCUCUUUCUGUUUAGAGGGAAGAAAUAUUGGGCUGUGAAAGGUUAUGAGAUACUUCAUGGCUAUCCCCAGAAUCUUUCUGAUCUUGGCUUUCCAAGCAAUGUGCAGAGAAUAGAUGCUGCAUUUCAUGAUGUAAAGACAAAGAAGACUAAGUUUUUCACUGGAGACAAGAUAUGGAGCUAUGAUGAAAGGCUUCAUUCUAUGGACUAUGGCUAUCCCAAACUUAUAAAGAAUGUAUUUCGUGGAAUUGUCCAUAAGGUCAAUGCAGCAUAUCAACAGAACGGUUCCAUAUAUUUCAUCCGUGGGCCGCUGCUAAUUGAAUACAACAUCAGUCACAAACGGAGUAUCCGCACUUUGCCAGCAAACUCUGUGUUAGGCUGUUAA
Messenger RNA from Varanus komodoensis (Komodo dragon), 1230 nucleotides. RefSeq names its product collagenase 3-like. Gene Ontology annotation, biological process: proteolysis; extracellular matrix organization; collagen catabolic process. Gene Ontology annotation, cellular component: extracellular matrix. The transcript is spliced from 9 exons. NCBI's taxonomy places the organism in Eukaryota, Metazoa, Chordata, Lepidosauria, Squamata, Varanidae. The record is from RefSeq and is a predicted model, not a curated record. Gene Ontology annotation, molecular function: metalloendopeptidase activity; zinc ion binding. Bases 34 to 1230 code for a protein of 398 amino acids.